Molecule: messenger RNA, 5606 nt
Organism: Pezoporus flaviventris
Lineage: Eukaryota; Metazoa; Chordata; Aves; Psittaciformes; Psittacidae
Gene: KCNT1
Product: potassium sodium-activated channel subfamily T member 1
Exons: 32
Coding region: 465-4133 (1222 amino acids)
Biological process (GO): potassium ion transport
Cellular component (GO): membrane
Molecular function (GO): intracellular sodium-activated potassium channel activity
Source: RefSeq, a predicted model, not a curated record
GCAGUCCACGCACCGCUCUUCACACAGAGGAAUAAGAUAAAAUAGCUUCCUCCCCCUCACGUUGCUACUUAAAACCAGGGAUGGGGAAAAAAUAAUCCCUCAGCCCCUGCCCUGCUCGUGGUGAUAAGAGCAAUGCAAUCCUCUUCUUAAAGGAGGCAGCCAAGGCAAUUACGUUAUUUAAUGAACAGCCAUUUCAGGGCUCUCUGCAUUGUGGAUGCCUUCUCGGUCCUUUUGCACCAAAUCCGCUGCAGCAGCAAGGCCAGAGAGUUUGCCUCGACUCCCCUCACCACCAAAAUAAAUGCACAGGGCAGGAUUGUUCCACUGAGCAGCCGUGACUGGGGAGAGAGAAGAAAGGAGAUGGUACGUGCCGACAGCUCUGAACUGGUUGCGGUGAGGAUUGCUAUGUAUGAGAGAGUUCAGGGGGGAAAGAGGAGGAAGUCACAGAGGCAGCCAGAGCUCGCAGGAUGGCAAGAGCCAAGCUGAAGAAUUCCCCCUCUGAGAGCAAUUCCCAUGUAAAAACUGUCCCACCAGCGACGACAGAAGAUGUCCAUGGGGUGAGCCCCUUGUUGCCGGCUCGAAGGAUGGGAUCCAUGGGGAGUGAUGUCGGACAAAGGCCUCACGCCGAGGACUUCAGCGUGGAUUCCUCCUUCUCACAGGUGCAGGUCGAGUUCUAUGUGAAUGAAAACACCUUCAAGGAGCGGCUGAAGCUCUUCUUCAUCAAAAACCAGCGAUCCAGUCUGAGGAUCCGGCUCUUCAACUUCUCCCUGAAGCUGCUCACCUGCCUCCUGUACAUUGUCCGUGUCCUGCUCGACAACCCGGAGGAGGGCAUAGGCUGCUGGGAAUGUGAAAAACAGAAUUACACCGCGUUCAACCAGUCCACGAAGAUAAACUGGUCACACAUCUUCUGGGUGGACAGGAAAACGCCGCUGUGGGCUGUGCAGGUCAGCAUAGCUUUAAUCAGCUUUCUGGAGACCAUGCUGCUCAUCUAUCUCAGCUACAAGGGGAACAUCUGGGAACAGAUUUUCCGCAUUUCAUUCAUCCUGGAGAUGAUCAACACGGUGCCAUUUAUUAUCACGAUAUUCUGGCCUCCUUUGCGAAAUUUGUUUAUUCCCGUGUUUCUGAACUGCUGGCUUGCCAAAUACGCCCUGGAGAACAUGAUUAACGACCUACACCGAGCCAUACAAAGGACCCAGUCUGCGAUGUUUAACCAAGUGCUCAUUCUGAUCUGCACCCUCCUGUGUCUUGUUUUCACGGGGACCUGUGGCAUCCAGCAUUUAGAAAGAGCAGGUGAGAAGCUCUCCCUCUUCAAGUCCUUCUAUUUCUGCAUCGUCACCUUUUCCACUGUGGGCUACGGAGACGUGACACCAAAGAUCUGGCCUUCCCAGCUCCUCGUCGUCAUCAUGAUCUGCGUCGCCCUCGUCGUGCUGCCGCUCCAGUUCGAGGAGCUCGUCUACCUGUGGAUGGAGCGGCAGAAGUCGGGAGGCAAUUACAGCCGUCACCGCGCCCAGACGGAGAAGCACGUCGUCCUCUGCGUCAGCUCCCUCAAGAUCGAUCUCCUCAUGGACUUCCUCAAUGAGUUUUAUGCGCACCCACGUCUGCAGGACUACUACGUGGUGAUACUUUGCCCAACAGAGAUGGACAUCCAGGUGCGGCGGGUCCUGCAGAUCCCCCUGUGGUCACAGCGAGUGAUCUACCUCCAGGGCUCUGCGCUGAAGGACCAGGACCUCAUGAGAGCCAAGAUGGACAAUGGAGAAGCCUGUUUCAUCCUCAGCAGCCGGAACGAGGUGGACCGCACGGCGGCGGAUCACCAGACCAUCCUGAGGGCCUGGGCUGUGAAGGAUUUUGCUCCGAACUGUCCCCUCUAUGUUCAGAUUCUAAAGCCUGAAAACAAGUUCCACGUCAAGUUUGCAGAUCACGUCGUCUGUGAAGAGGAGUGCAAAUACGCCAUGCUGGCGCUGAACUGCGUCUGCCCCGCCACCUCCACCCUCAUCACCCUCCUGGUGCACACCUCCCGCGGCCAGGAGGGCCAGGAGUCCCCGGAGCAGUGGCAGCGGAUGUACGGGCGCUGCUCGGGCAAUGAGGUCUACCACAUCCGGAUGGGCGACAGCAAGUUCUUCAUGGAGUACGAAGGGAAGAGUUUCACCUACGCCGCCUUCCACGCGCACAAGAAGUACGGGGUCUGCCUGAUCGGCGUCCGGAGGGAGGAGAACAAGAGCAUCCUGCUGAACCCCGGCCCGCGGCACAUCAUGGCAGCGUCCGACACCUGCUUCUACAUCAACAUCACCAAGGAGGAGAACUCUGCCUUCAUCUUCAAGCAGGAGGAGAAGCAGAAGAAGAAGGGCUUUGCUGGGAGAGGUACCUAUGACGGUCCAUCCCGCCUGCCUGUGCACAGCAUCAUCGCCAGCAUGGGUACAGUGGCCAUGGACCUGCAGAACACCGAGUGCCGCCCCGCUAACAGCAGCAAGCUGGCGCUGCCGGCGGAGAACGGCUCCGGCAACCGGCGGCCCAGCAUCGCGCCCGUCCUCGAGCUGGCCGACACCUCCUCCCUGCUGCCCUGCGACCUGCUCAGCGACCAGUCGGAGGAUGAGAUGACGCAGUCGGACGAGGAGGGCUCGGCGGUCGUGGAGUACGUGAAAGGCUACCCCCCGAACUCCCCCUACAUCGGGAGCUCCCCUACUCUGUGCCACCUUUUACCGGAGAAGGCCCCAUUCUGCUGCCUGAGGCUGGACAAGGGCUGCAAGCACAACAGCUUUGAAGAUGCCAAAGCCUACGGGUUUAAGAACAAACUGAUUAUCGUUUCGGCAGAGACGGCUGGGAACGGGCUCUAUAACUUCAUUGUCCCCCUUCGUGCGUACUAUCGGUCCCGCAAAGAGCUGAACCCAAUUGUGUUGCUGCUGGACAACAAGCCUGAGCACCACUUUCUGGAAGCCAUCUGUUGUUUCCCCAUGGUUUACUACAUGGAGGGCACGAUCGACAACCUGGACAGCUUGCUGCAGUGCGGCAUCAUCUACGCCGACAACCUGGUUGUUGUGGACAAGGAGAGCACGAUGAGCGCCGAGGAGGACUACAUGGCAGAUGCGAAGACCAUUGUCAAUGUCCAGACCAUGUUCAGGCUCUUCCCCAGCCUCAGCAUUAUCACGGAGCUGACCCACCCCUCCAACAUGAGGUUCAUGCAGUUCAGAGCGAAGGACAGUUACUCUCUUGCCCUUUCCAAGCUAGAGAAGAAAGAGCGAGAGAAUGGCUCCAACCUGGCCUUCAUGUUCCGGCUGCCCUUUGCAGCCGGGAGGGUCUUCAGCAUCAGCAUGCUGGACACGCUGCUCUACCAGUCGUUCGUGAAGGACUACAUGAUCACCAUCACUCGGCUGCUGCUGGGCCUCGACACCACGCCAGGCUCCGGCUACCUGUGUGCGAUGAAGAUCACUGAAGAUGACCUGUGGAUCCGGACCUACGGCCGCCUCUUCCAGAAGCUCUGCUCCUCCAGCGCUGAGAUUCCAAUUGGGAUUUACAGGACGGAGUCACACAUGUUUGCAACCUCUGAGCCCCACGACAUCAGGACGCAGUCACAGAUCUCAAUCAAUGUGGAGGACUGCGAGGACACAAAGGACGUCAAGGAGCACUGGGGCAUCAAGACCGGGCACCACCGGAACUCGUGCUCCAGCGACCAGUCGGAGCACCCGCUGCUGCGGCGCAAGAGCAUGCAGUGGGCCCGGCGGCUGAGCAGGAAGGGCAACAAGCACUCCAGCAAGACGGCCGAGUGGAUCAGCCAGCAGCGCCUCAGCCUGUACCGGCGCUCCGAGCGCCAGGAGCUCUCCGAGCUCGUCAAAAACCGCAUGAAGCACCUGGGCUUGCCCACAACCGGGUACGAGGAUGUAGCAAAUUUAACAGCCAGUGAUGUGAUGAAUCGGGUAAACCUGGGAUAUUUGCAAGAUGAGAUGAACGACCACCAGAACACGCUGUCCUACGUCCUCAUCAAUCCCCCUCCAGACACGCGGCUGGAGCUCAACGACAUCGUGUACCUGAUCCGCUCUGACCCCCUGGCCCACGUGGCCAACGACGGCCACAGCCGCAAGAGCAGCUACAGCAACAAAGUGGGGCCCUGCAACCCCGAAACGCGCGACGAGACCCAGCUCUGAGCGGCCCCUGCCCGGGACAGGGUGAGGAUGAGGACGGCGGCCGAGGGGAAGGCGGCUGCUGCUGCUGCUGCCCAUGGGUGCCCCGGGGGACGGUGAUGCCCAGCCUGGCCGUGUGCUGUGCAAGGGGUGCCCAGGCCCCGGAGGGAUGGCACGGACGGACGGACACCCGCAGGCACCCCGUGGCUUUUAACUUUUUAUACCAAUACCGCAACUAGUGAGAAAGUCUUCGCUGGUGCUGGUGGGACGUGGCUGAGACCCGACGACAAACGACCCUGUGAGAGCAGGAGGACUGUGCUUAACGUUACCCGCCCCGAUGGUGCAGGUUGUUUGCAUUUGAUGGGGUUUGUCAAUACAAGAGCAAAACUGCGCCAAAACCCUUCCUCCUUCACCGGGGAUCCCCUCGGGGUACCCGAACUUCUCUUUCACCCAACUCAUGUUCUUCACCCUCUGUUGGCUUUCUGUUAAGGCAUCGAUGUGAGGAGCACUCGGAGCUGUGCCAGAGGCAGGGGAGGAUGUGCUGGCGGCUGUGGGAUGGCUGGAAUAGGAUGGAACACGGCCAUGCAGCUCCUUCUGGUGCCAUGGCAGGGCUGCACUGCCUCCGGUGCACCUUAGCCUCUCGCAAACCAAACCAGGUGACCGAACGCCAAUUGCCAUCCCUAUGGCAAUGCCUCUUGCCAUACGUGCCCAGCUCUAAGCCCAAGCCCUGGCUGUGGGCACCGUGCCCCUGGGUUUGUGUCCCCCAUUGAGCUCAUCCCCCAUUGCUGCUGCUGUUGGAGCUGGGCACUGAUGCCCGGGGAUCCCUGUGCUGGGGUGGGAUGGGACAGGCUGGCCGGGAGCAGGCACUGAUGGGGUCAGUGUCUCAGCUCAGCCCCUUCCCCUCCUUCCAGGGGCAGUUUGGGGCCUGACACCCGCUCGGCUGCACAGCCUGGGUCUGAAUGUCCCCCCUUCCCUUCCCAUGGGGCAUGACCAGGGCCACCAUCAAGGCAGCGGGUUCUGCCUGCGCCCCCCUGCCCGCUGCAGCUCCGUCCAUCCUCGCUCCACUUUGCAACCCAGCAACAGCACGUGUCUGCAGCAGAGGUGCAUGAAUGUACAGAUCACCACCAACCCGAGCCCCAGAGCACUGCCUUAUGCUGGCCCACCGCUUCCGACUGCACCCGCGGAGACCUCCCCAGAGCAGAGACACCAGAUGCGUUUUCCGUCUGUUUUGGCACACUUGUAAAGGUUCUCUUUGGCUGCCAAGUGGAUGACUGACUCGUUACCUUUCCAGACCGUUACUUGCAUAGGUUAAAACUCCAAUGUGCUUUCUUUAUUUUAAUGAGAAGCCUGUAAAGCACAACGUUGCCAUAAACGCCCAUCAGCCAUCCCGGACCUGCUGCCAGCUGAAUGGUUUGGUGCCAUGAACGUUUGACUCCUGUUCCCCCAUGACACUCCCAAUAAAAGCUGUUUACAAAAGCAAACCAAAAGCGAACCACA